CGCGAACGGUUUCUCGUAUAAAUAGUAUGCCUGGAUGAAGAAAUGUACCAUUCAAGUAGUGAAUCUCCGUGGAAGAUCAUUCUAUUUUCGAAUAUUUCUACUAACUAAAAGUGACAGAAUGCAGUUUCUCUACAUUUUACCCGCAGUCUUUCUCGUGGUCGUUGCUCAAGAGUACUAUGAACCACAGCAAGUACUAGAUACUUAUCCAGAAUGGUACGUGCAAAGUCAUCCAAGAGAGCGCCGUGACGUUACUUACAUAAAGAGGACCGCAGAUGGCCGUUUCAUCGGAACACUUGGAGAAAAUGAAGCUGGUUUAUUCGGAAGAGGUGCGUACCAACACCAGAUCUUCAAUGACAACCGUGGUAAAAUGGACGCUCAAGUGUACGGCACGCGUGUGCUUGGCUCAGCUGGUGACUCCACACAUCUCGGAGGCGCACUCAAUUGGCAAAAUCCUAACGCAGCUGCGUCUCUUGAUAUCAGCCGACAGAUCCAUGGUGGCACUUCUUAUCAGGCAGCUGCUGGUGGAAAGUGGCCCGUUGGCAAGAAUGGUGACAUCUCCGUCCAGGGAACGUACGGUCGCCAACAUGGGCUACCUCACGAGUAUGGAGCCAUGGCCAACUUUAACUACAAAUUUUGAAGUGCUUUUAUGCUUCUACCGCCUACCACCAUGUCAUGUGUUGAAUACUGUAAAUAGUAUUUUAUAUUUACUAUUCUUUGAUUAAGAUUAUUCAUAAAUAUUCUGUGAUUUGUAA
This is a messenger RNA of Pararge aegeria (speckled wood butterfly), 752 nucleotides long. RefSeq names its product gloverin-like. Bases 35 to 637 code for a protein of 200 amino acids. The record is from RefSeq and is a predicted model, not a curated record. The transcript has 5 exons. NCBI's taxonomy places the organism in Eukaryota, Metazoa, Arthropoda, Insecta, Lepidoptera, Nymphalidae.